Molecule: messenger RNA, 1674 nt
Organism: Periconia digitata
Lineage: Eukaryota; Fungi; Ascomycota; Dothideomycetes; Pleosporales; Periconiaceae
Source: the annotation of a GenBank genome assembly
AUCAAUUUGACUUUCCUACUCCAAUCGCCAAUUUCCAAGCUGUCUUUCCAUAGAUUGGGCAUCUCAAGGCUGCUGCCCUUCACAAAUACUCGUAUUUGCAUCUUGAAGCCUCGACAUCUUCCAAUGGCAAGAUUGACAAGGAGUGCCGCUGCUAAGGCAGAGGCUCAUCCGCAGGCUGUCAUUGCCCCUGAAGAUCCUGUACAGUUGUCGAGUCCCCCACCAACACCUGAUUCCCCGAAGAUUCGGAAGUCUAAAAAAAUUACCUCAAUUGCCUCGAAGCAGGAAGCAGUAUCGCCGAAAACACCUCCACUUGCUACCCCUAAAAGCAGUCGAAAGCGGUCACGAGCAUCAACCGUUAAGAAAGAAGAAGACUCCGUGAACGACCUGCCACACAAUCUAGGGAAGAUUUCAGAGUACCAAUCAGUGGACGCCGAUGUCAAGUCCGAACCACCAGCAAAGAAGUCUCGGAAAUCUGCCGCUACCAAUAAGAAGGUUGUCCUUGAAAAGGAAUCAGUCGAGAAAUUAGCCGAAAAAGCCUCGACUACAUCUCCCAAGAAAGCGAAGAGCAAUAGCUAUGGACUCACUCCUGGACAGACACCUUAUCCCAAUUGGCCGCACCCAACAGCAGAGGAGUGCGAAGAAGUCACCCGUCUAUUGUCUACUAUUCAUGGAGAGGUCAAGCCACCCAAGGAGAUACCUGCUCCUUCUCUCAAUGUAUCGGGCUGUGGAGAGGUGCCAUCUGUUCUUGAUGCUCUCAUCCGAACCCGUCUCUCAGCCGCUACAUCCGGCACCAACUCUUCCCGAGCCUUCGCAGGCCUAGUCCAGACAUUCGGCAUCCUCAAAGACGGCAUCGGCAAAGGCAGCGUCGACUGGAACAAAGUGCGCCUCGCCGACACUAAAGAAGUCUUCGAAGCCAUCAAAAGCGGCGGCCUAGCCGACGUAAAAAGCAAAGACAUCAAAAAGAUACUCCAAAUGGUUUGGGAAGAAACCCAAGCCAGACGUCAAGAGCUUCUCGCAUCUGAAUCUUCGAACACAAAUUCCGCCGAGCUGCAGAAAGCAGACCAAGGCGUUUUGUCUCUAGAUCACCUCCACGCCCUCUCCAACGACGAGGCCUUCACAGCACUCACCAAAUACCCUGGCAUCGGCCCCAAAACUGCAUCUUGCGUGCUUCUCUUCUGCCUUCAGCGCCCUUCCUUCGCAGUCGACACGCACGUCUUCCGCCUCUGCACCUGGCUCGGUUGGGUCCCUCCCCCCGGCGACCCGGCCGGUCUCCUCCCCGGCGCCAAAGGCAAAUUCACUGCCCCCAAUCGCAAUUCCACAUACGCACAUUGCGAGGUUAGGAUCCCGGAUCAUCUCAAGUACCCGCUUCACCAGCUCUUUAUCAAACACGGUAAGACGUGUCCGCGCUGUCGCGCUAUCACGGGGGAGAAUAGUGAGGGGUGGAGCAAGGGGUGUGUGAUUGAUCAUUUGGUGACAAGGACGGGGGUGAGGAAGGGGGCCGGGGCAAGUCCUGAGAAGGUCAAGAGGCCGGGGACAACGAAGGGAAAAGGAAAAGGGAAGAAGGCGGUGGUGAGUGACGAGAGUGAUGAGGAUUUGAGUAGCGAGCUCAGUGAUCUUGUGAGUGAUGGUGCGGAGGAUAGCCAUUCGGAGGAGGAGAAGGGAGAGAGCGAGUGA